AUGGGACCCAGGGUUUCUCACCUCCACCGGCGCCAAAGGAGUGCUGUUGCCCGGCUCGCGGGUGCCCUAACGUCUUUCCGAGGCCCACGCGCAGUUUUCCUCGGCAUUCAGGCCUACCCACUAGCGGCCAUGCGCCGCGGCGUAUCCCGGGCUUGCUUCUCUGUAUUUGCUUUGCAAUCUUUACUCCUUCAGGAAAACACACUGAACACCCUAUUUUCCAUUGCAUUUUCUUUCUUUGCAGAGUCUGAUGUGAAUGCUACACAGGGAGAAAAUCAGCCAGAUCUAGAGGAUCUGAAGAUCAAAUUAAUGCUGGGAAUCUUGUUGAUGACCCUCCUCCUCUUUGUGGUCCUCUUGGCAUUCUGUAGUGCUACACUGAACAAACUGAGGCAUCUGAGUUAUAAAAGUUGUGAGAGUCAAUACUCCGUCAACCCAGAGCUGGCCACGAUGUCUUACUUUCAUCCAUCAGAAGGUGUUUCAGCUACAUCCUUUUCCAAGAGUGCAGAGACCAGCACAUUUUUGGGUACCACUUCUUCAGAUAUGAGAAGAUCAGGCACAAGAAAAUCAGAAUCUAAGAUAAUGACAGAUAUCAUUUCCGUAGGCUCAGAUGAUGAGAUGCAUGUAAACGAUGAGUCAGUUACCCGGUGAAGAAAUCGAGGAACCCGGUGAAUAAAUCAUACUGAUGAAUAAAUAACUUUAAUUAUUUUGUCAUCAAAAGACCUUUCUUUAUGUCUUCUGUUAAUGUCAUGAGUUUGAAACUCUGCUGAGACAAACAUUCUGGUGUCUUAAAAGGAGGACAGACUCAAUAAAAAUUGUCUCUCGGUUAUAAAAUUUAAUGG
Symphalangus syndactylus (siamang) is the source of this 836-nucleotide messenger RNA. Its product is annotated as equatorin-like. Lineage: Eukaryota; Metazoa; Chordata; Mammalia; Primates; Hylobatidae. Gene Ontology annotation, biological process: acrosomal vesicle exocytosis; endocytosis; fusion of sperm to egg plasma membrane involved in single fertilization. Gene Ontology annotation, cellular component: inner acrosomal membrane; plasma membrane; outer acrosomal membrane. The record is from RefSeq and is a predicted model, not a curated record.